Messenger RNA from Trichomonas vaginalis G3, 573 nucleotides. RefSeq lists its product as uncharacterized. The transcript has a single exon. Bases 1 to 573 code for a protein of 190 amino acids. The record is from RefSeq and is a predicted model, not a curated record. Lineage: Eukaryota; Parabasalia; Trichomonadida; Trichomonadidae.
AUGAGAAGCAAAUCCAUCUUAGCUGGUGCCGUUAAUGUUCCAAUUGAACCAACAUCAAAUGUUGACUCACGAACGACAAACAAUAUUGUCAUAAAGAACUAUAGUUCAGAGUGUUUGAAAGAAAAAGAACCAGAACUUAAGUCGGUGAAUUUAAACUCAGCUUCAAACGCUAACGCUACAUCAGAUGUUAAGUUAGAGUAUCCACCACUGGACCAAAUUCUUUCAAGAGAAGCCAACGACAAUCCUUACACAAAUGUUCAAACAAAUCCUUCAGAUAACGUAGACCAUUACCUUCUUCAGUUAUACCAAACUAUCUUACUCAAAGACGAUAAGAAGCUUUUGACAAAUCUUAUAAGCAAGAACCAAAUAAUUCUAACAAAGGAGGACCUUGAAAAUGUUAUCUCACAAAUAACAGGGAAACAAUGUGUCAUUGACUAUCUCGACCCUGAAAUCGAAUGCUGUGUUCUGAAAAAGAAUGAAGAAGGAAUUAGCGGAUGCAGCCGAAGCACGCUCACAAAUUACUCUCAAUAUCCACUCAAAUCAUACAAAGUUUUGUCGAAUAGUUUGAUAUAA